Messenger RNA from Cyphellophora attinorum, 408 nucleotides. RefSeq lists its product as uncharacterized. Lineage: Eukaryota; Fungi; Ascomycota; Eurotiomycetes; Chaetothyriales; Cyphellophoraceae. The record is from RefSeq and is a predicted model, not a curated record. The transcript is spliced from 4 exons. Bases 1 to 408 code for a protein of 135 amino acids.
AUGACAAUAAACCACAUCUACAUCCGCGUCACGGCUUGCCGUUUCGCCGCCGUUCGAAGCUUCUAUGUACAAGCACUGAGACCUCUGGGCUACCGAGAGCUGAUCACGAUCGAUCCUGAGGGUUAUGUUGGCAUCGGGUCCAAUUAUCCUUACUUGUUCUUGAGAGCGUUGCCCAGAGACCAGCCAAACGUUCCGACACACAUUGCCUUCGACGCCCAUAGGAACGCGGACGUUGACGCUUUCCAUAAAGCAGGGCUCUCAUGUGGAGGACAGGAUAACGGCUCGCCGAAAGUGCAUGCUGAGAUGAGUGUUCAGCCUUACUACUCUGGCUUUCUGCUUGAUCCGGAUGGAAACAACGUGGAAGCCGUCUGUGUGCCAAUCGCCGGCAGCAGGUACAACCUCAAAUGA